CGUGUGGCUGGUCGUGGUCCAGCUGCAGGACCCCGCCCUCCUGCUGUCAGGACGGAAACACAACAUGUGAGCAGAGCGGAGGAAAAGUCCAGGAUCGUUCCUCGGACAUAAUUCUUUUUAUUCCAGGACUUUACUUUGGAUGAGCCAGCACGAAGAAAGAGGGCGAUCCACAUAGACUAACACAGAGGGGGAGGGAGAGCGCGAGAGCAGCCGGAGCAGAGAGCUUCAUUAGAGACGAGAGAGAGGAGGCAGCAGGACGGAGGAUGAAGACGCUGCCGAGGGUCUGAAACACAAACAGGUCAUCAUGGGAAACGCAGACAGCCACAGCAGCUUCGUCUCCCCUGCCAAGCCCUCCUGCUCCUUCAGGUUUUCCUCCAGGAGGGAGGAGGUGACAUCGGCUCGCAGCUGGUGGAGGAGCAGCCAGGGAGGCUGCAGGAGCCGAGGGAAAAGCUACCUGAACCACCCAAUGGCCAGCUCACCCUACACCUCAUGGCGUUACGAACCAGCCCCUAAAGCGGCCCGAGGAGGCGCCAAGCUGAGAGGGGGGUCUCCUCAGAGGCUCUGCAGGGGGGAGUUUGGGGGGGGUGAGCGGGCGUCUCUGGAAAGCAGCGGCAGCCCAAAGGUGCUGCUCAGCAAAGAUGGCAGCAUGAGGGUGGAGUUCACCAAAGCUCGGGUGGAGCCAGAGAGUCUGAGUGGGCUCCCCGCCAUCACUGCCGCAGCAACCACCACCACGAGCGCAGAGGUGUCACUGCGCACCAGCAACGGCAGCUCGCUCAGCUCCGAUGGCUCUUGGUACGACUCGCCAUGGGGGAACAGCGAGCUGACGGAUAACGUGUUUGUGUGCAGGCAGAACGCGGACAACAGCAGCGGCUACACCACUGCCACCAGCAGCAGCGGCUACAACACCUUCUUCUCCGCUCAGGGUGAGGACAUCUCACCUGGAUUUAGCUCCAGCCUCCUCUUCCCCACCACAGAGACUAAUGUAUUCACCGCCGCAACUGCAGGUUACAACACCUGCUCCUCUGGCCGGACGGAGGAUAGCGGCAUUGGAGACUCGGAGCUCCUGCAGCCGGACCUCACGGAUUUCAGCCUGAUUUCAGCUCCUGGGGUUUACAGCAGUCACAACACGCUACCCGCCUUCCCCACCGACGCUGGGACCCCCGCCGGGGAGGCAGCGCUGCUGGAUGAUGUCACACAGAAAGAGGAGGGAUCAGCCGGUGAUAUGGAGGAGCAUUACUCCUCCUGCACGCUGCCCUGCCGAAAUGUGGAGUCUGCGAGCGCCGCCUCUGCCAGGAAUAACCGAAAAGACUUCCUGAAGAGCCGAAUCAGACGUCUGAGCGACUGGACAGGAAGUCUGAGCAGGAAGAAGAGGAGGAUCCAGGAGCCGUUUGCCACCGACACAGCCGAUGUCUUCAUCAAUGGACUGAAUGCUGGGGCUGUUAGCUGCAGCACGCUGUGUUCCUCCGACCCUCUCCACUCCCUGAACCACAACCAGUUCCCAACGCUCCACUGCGGCUCCUCCAGGAGUCUGAACCAGAACAGUGAUGCUAAGCGGCAGAACAUCUAUGAGAACUUCAUGCAGGAGCUGGAGAUGGGUUGCAGCAGUACGGCUGACAGGACGGAGCCAUCAGAGGGGGACGGAGACGAGGGUGAGGAGGACGAGGAAGAGAUAGAUGGGGAUGUGGAGGUGGGAGAAGGGGAGCAGCUGGAUGUCCUGUUUGAGAAGGAGCAGGGUGUGGUGCGGCGGGCCGGAUGGCUCUCUUUCAAACCUCUCAUCACUGUUAACAAGGACAGAAAGCUGGAGCUGGUCGCCCGCCGCAAGUGGAGGCACUACUGGGUCACACUGAAAGGUUGCACUCUGCUGUUUUACGAGACAUAUGGGAGGAGCAGCGGCAGCGCCGACCAGGAGCUUUCUCCUCGCUACGCUCUCCUGGCUGAUGACAGCAUCGUCCAGGCCGUCCCUGAGCACCCAAGGAAGGAGCAUGUCUUCUGUCUGAGCAACUCGUAUGGAGACGUGUACCUGUUCCAGGCCACCAGCCAGACUGACCUGGAGAACUGGGUGACGGCAAUCCACUCGGCGAGUGCCUCUCUGCUGGUGAAGCGUCAGAAGAAGGAGGACACACUGCGCCUCCUGCGCUCUCAGAGCCGCUCGCUGCUCCACAAGAUUGACAUGGAUGGGAAGAUGAAGAAGAUGGCCGAGCUGCAGCUGUCCAUCAUCAAGGAGCCCAAGAGCAGGAAGGCAGUGGAGAGCCAGAUCCAGCAGUGGGAGCAGAAUCUGGAGAAACUGAACCUGGAUCUGUUCAGGCUCAGGUGCUACCUGUCCAGCCUGCAGGGCAGCGAGCUCCCAAACCCAAAGAGCCUCCUCGCUGUGGCCAGCAGGCCCUCCAAGAGCAUGCUGGGACGCCUGGGAGUCUUCUCCGUGUCCUCCUUCCAUGCUCUGGUGUGCAGCCGAGAAGAGGCCACACUGAGGCGGCGCUGCCGGUCUCUUUCGGGAGGAAACCGGAGGAGGGGUCUGCCGUCCUCCCUAAAGGUCCUGGAUGAUCUCAACAGGCGCGGCAGGGGUGGCAAACACUCAGCUCACCAGAAUCUGGACUGCGCUCCCAAACAGAUGGAGGCAGCGCCCCCUGCCGGUCAUAGUGCAGAUCUGCCGUUGCGUGAUGAACAGCAGCUUCCAGCUGUUGGUGUUUUUACUCUGAACAUCUGUCGACCUGACGGCCACAAAGACUUCGGUUUUGCAGUGACGGGUCACGUGGACGGAGCGGGAAAAAGUCAUGUUUUUGUCAGCGAGGUGGACCCGCUGGGACUUUCAUCCAGAGACGGCCUCAGGGCUGGAGACGAGGUCCUGGCUGUUAACGGCGCUCCUGUGUCUGGACUGGACCUGGACCUCCUGCAGAGUCUCUUCAGACAUCAGAAGCUGCAGCUGCUGCUGAGGAGGGAUGAGUCACCUGAGGCCGAAGAGCCUGCCGACCUCUGGCCCGACCACACUGACCCCUUCCACCCCGGCCGCCAACCACCGGCCACGAACAUCCACACCUGGAUCACAGAUUCCUCUGUCAUCACAGAUGCAGACAGCAUCCUGCCUCCCGUUUUCGAUGACACUUCUUCGAGGAUACCUCAGGACACCAAGCCCUCAGAGGAGAACUUAGACCAGGUCUACUCGCUUUACCAGACCUUUCCAGAAGGCCAGACAGGAGAUGGCGACAACCCCAAAAACCCGUACGGCAGAGAGGUCAGCCUGCAGCCGGUGAGCCCCACCCACCUAAGCGUGUGUCAGCGUCUGCGUAAGGUCAUCCAGGAGCUGGUCGACACCGAGAAGUCCUACGUCAAGGAUCUCGUCUGUCUGUUCGACAUCUACCUCACCCCCCUGCAGAAGGAGACGUUCCUCAGUAAAGACGAGAUGGAGGCGCUGUUCGGCAGUCUGCCAGAGAUGUUGGACUUUCAGAGAGUUUUUCUCCAAACGCUGGAGGAGAGAAUCGCCGCCUGUCCGAACUUCAGCAGCCUGGAAACCCCCGAGCAGUUCAAGAAACUCCUCUUCCCAUUGGGUGGAUCAUUUCUGUACUACGCCGAUCACUUCAAGCUCUACAGUGGCUUCUGUGCGAAUCACAUCAAAGUCCAGAAAGUUCUGGAAAGAGCCAAAACAGACGCAGCCUUCAAACAGUUCCUGGAGGCCAGAAAUCCGACCAAUCAGCACUCGUCUUCUCUGGAAUCAUACCUGAUCAAACCUGUUCAGAGAGUCCUGAAGUAUCCGCUGCUGCUCCGAGAGCUCGUGUCCCUGACAGAUGCAGAGAGCCCCGAGCACACACACCUGACAGAGGCGCUGCGAGCAAUGGAAAAGGUGGCGAGUCACAUCAACGAGAUGCAGAAGAUCUAUGAGGAUUACGGCUGCGUGUUUGACCAGCUGGCAGCAGAGCAGAGUGGAGCCGACAAACAGGUGACGGAGAUCUCGAUGGGGGAGUUUCUGGUCCACUCGUCGGUGGUCUGGUUGAACCCCCUGCCCUCUCUGGGUCGCUUGAGGAAGGAACCAGAGCUGACGCUGUUUGUGUUCAAACGAGCCGUCAUCCUGGUUUACCGUGAGAACAGCAAACUGAAGAAGAAGAUGACCUCGUCCCGAUCAGCUGACCUUGACCCCUUCAGAUUCCGCUGGUUAAUCCCAGUUUCAGCGGUCCAGGUCAGACCGGCUAACAUCACAGGUUCUGAGGACUCAUGUGUGUGGGAGCUGGUUCACAGUCGGUCUGAAGUGGAGGGACGACCAGAGACGGUGUUCCAGCUGUGCAGCAGCGGUUUGGAGACAAAGGCCAGCGUGCUGCGAGCCCUGCGCUUGCUCCUCAGAGACCGAGCUCCUGUGGGAUCCCUGAGGAGGAGCAGGCUGUCUACGGCUGAGAGAAGCGCCUCCUGGAGGAGGAGGCAGCAGCGCCACUCUGACACCCAGAAGACAAUUCCUCACCAGCUGCAGGAGAGCUGCAGGUCUGACGGCGUCCUGGGCGACACAUGCUCAGAGCCUCUGCUGCCGAGCCACGCCUCCAGCUCCAGUGCCGCUGCAGGGAUGAGAGGCAGACUCUGCUCCCUGACUAGCGAGCUGGAGGCCCAGCUGCAGAGGCUCAACUUCAGAGAGGAGGAGGUGGAACAAAGAGGGACAUCUAUAAGUGAGGAGGAGAAAAAUAAGCGGAGCUCUAGCCUACGGCGAAGUCCUGGAGAUCUGCAGGACCUCAGCAACCUGCUGGAGAGAGACUUCAGCGUUCAGAGCAUGACCUCCAUGAUAAGCGAGGACUGCUUCUAUGACCCCCUCCUGGGGUUACAGACGACCGCCGCCAUGCCCGCAGUGUAGGGACAAAGCUAACAUGCUAACACAAGGAGGAUGGUCACAAUGUGGGGAGUCUAAAUAAAUCCAGACGAUUGAGCUGGAAGUUUAUCACACCUGCUCCACAGACCUGAACAUGGAGGUCCACGCUGACCAAAAGGUGCCAUCUGACGAGGUUCGGGUCAUUUUCGAGAGUGUGAAGCAGCUUCAUUCCUCACACAUCGCCUCCUGCAGGUCAUCACAGGUCACUACACCAAAGGAAAUGCUGACAGACUAACUGACCCUUUGAGAGGAUCUUCAUCUCUCCAACACUUGAACUGUUCUCAGUGAGACAAUGAGAUAGCAGGACAUCUGUCCAGCCCUCUGAUUGGCUGCGAGAUUCAUGACACUGAAACCUUCAACAAAUAAAAAAGGUCUGGAGGUGGAUUGAUAACAAAUUUUUGUACAAGAGGAAGUCAUAUCAGCCAAUCUGGGAUUUUUUUUACUGAUCUCUCUGAUUCAGCAUUAAAAGCUCACCAGUGAUUUAAUGGUAACAAAAAUAAACAGCAGUCGAACGUCACCGGAAAGUGAGAGAAAAGAGUCUGACAAUAAAGUCCAAGAAAAAUGUAAAUUUAAAGAAAACGUGUAACACUUUGAAACAUCAGUUCAUGCAAGUUCUUAAAUUCCUAAAAUUCAUUUUUAAUUUAUGAAUUUUUUUUGUUUGUUUGUUUUUAGUCUCAAAAAGAAAUUUGAUUUGUUUAUAUUUAAAAAUAAGAUUUUAUUCUCAUAAAAUUACAGGUUGAUCUCUCAGAAAUGUGACCUCUUUCCACAAAAGUGCACCUUUAUUUUUUUAAAUAUCAAUAUCAUUACCUGUUAACCUUUAAAAUUACCGUUAUUUAUGCAAAAAAAAAAACAAAAAACAUUUGGCAAGCAGUUUUUAGUUUUUUCAUUUAAAAUUUUUUUUGAGUGUUUUUUUUUCUUUCUGAAUUUUUUUUAAUUUUACAUUUUCUUUAAAUAAAUUACUUCAGCUUUGAAAUAAUACGUUUAUGUUGCCCUCACAGUAAAACUUUAUUCUAUCAACAUCUUUAAAUAUAGCUUUCUCUAAAAAACAAUUUUAUCUUCAAACUACUGAAAUUCCUGCAUGAAAUUCAGCCUGAAAAGUGUCUUUUUCUUUACACGAGUUUAUAAUAAUCUGUCUUUUAAAAUGUAAAUUUAUACCAAAUUUUUCAACUUUAUUCUCAGUCUUUUUUCUCUAACAGAGGCUCUGAAACUGUAGACCCAUCUCAGGCAUCUCGCUAACACAGCUCACAAACCUCAAAGAACAAACAGAAUCAUUUGUCUCAGAGACAAACUGCAGACCUCACAAAACUUUCCAGAAACUGGAGUGUUCUUUCUAAAAAUUCCUCGAGGGAACAUGGUGCUCAGUUCUUUUCACUUAACCAAGCGUCUCUCUGAAGGGUCCAACCAGCUCAGUUUCAUCUUGUUCGCUAAUGAUGGACCAAACCGAAUGUUGGACUUGCUGCCUGAACUCGGCGACAGCUGUCAAACUCUUGUGUUGUAAAUAUUCUUGUGUGCAGCACUCAUUUUGAACUUUUCUGUCUAACAGAGAAACUUUCUUGACAAAAGCAGUUUCUGGAAAAAUCUGGAGCUGCUGGAUCAAAGCCUUCAGUCGAGUUUUUAUAUUUAUAUAUUUGUAAUGUUUUGUUGACCAAGCACUAGAGAGACACCAGUGUUUUUAUUUUAUAUUUGUGUUUUAUAUUUUCUAAAAUGUUAAAGUAUUUGGUAAUUUAUUUUC
Molecule: messenger RNA, 6572 nt
Organism: Maylandia zebra (zebra mbuna)
Lineage: Eukaryota; Metazoa; Chordata; Actinopteri; Cichliformes; Cichlidae
Gene: tiam2b
Product: TIAM Rac1 associated GEF 2b
Biological process (GO): activation of GTPase activity; small GTPase-mediated signal transduction
Molecular function (GO): protein binding; guanyl-nucleotide exchange factor activity
Source: RefSeq, a predicted model, not a curated record